AGCACAGAGAAGGAUCAAGUGUAUGUGGGUCUUCGUCUCGCCCUCACACACUUGCCGGCGGUCUUCUUACAACUCUUCUCGGGAUCUGUGGGUCCCUUUCCUCGGUGACAGGCUCCCCACACCCAGCAGUCACCAUUUCCGCCCCCGGGAGACCCACGCUGGCAGCGCAGCCCCUUCCCCGACUCAGCAUCGGGAGGAAGACCCUGGUGGCGGCUGCCGUAGGGGUUAUGCUGGUCCUGGUGCUGGUGGUCCUCAUCCCGGUGCUCGUCAGCUCUGUGGGAACAGAUGCCAGUCACUAUGAGAUGCUGGGCACCUGUCGGAUGGUGUGUGACCCCUACCUGAACAAGGGCACCCCGGCUAGCAGUACCAGCUCCACCGGGCUCCAAGCAGAGGCGGAGGCGCUGAGCGACCACAGCAACGUGCUUCCACCCUCCACCUUACUGCAGGGCCCGCAGGGGAAGCCUGGACGGCCGGGUAAGCCUGGUCCACCGGGGCCACCAGGAGAACCAGGGCCACCAGGACCUGCAGGGCCUCCUGGUGACAGAGGGGAUCAAGGGAGGACUGGGAUUUUGGGUCUGGGGGGGAAUGGAGCUAUCAGCACAGCCACCUACAGUACAGUACCUAGGGUGGCCUUCUAUGCAGGGCUUAAGAACCCCCACGAAGGCUACGAGAUCCUCAAGUUUGAUGACGUGGUCACCAACCUGGGCAACAACUAUGAUGGCAUCUCGGGCAAGUUCAUCUGCAGCAUCCCUGGCACGUACUUCUUCAUCUACCAUGUGCUCAUGAGAGGAGGGGAUGGCACCAGCAUGUGGGCAGACCUCUGCAAAAACGGCCAGGUACGUGCCAGCGCCAUCGCCCAAGAUGCCGACCAGAACUACGACUACGCCUCUAACAGCGUCAUCCUCCACCUAGAUGCAGGAGACGAGGUUUACAUCAAACUGGAUGGAGGCAAAGCCCACGGAGGCAACAACAACAAGUACAGCACCUUCUCUGGCUUCAUCCUCUACGCAGACUGAGAGACAGACACACACACAGAGACAGAGAGACAGUCAGACAGACAGACAGACGCAGAUUGAGAGAAAAAGUUGUUCGACAACGGGAGGGGAGGGGUGUGUUUGUUAAAAGCCGGAAUGCUUUCUAGUUUUCCUAAUUCUCUCCAUCAUCACGGACACCUCUGCUUCGUAUCCAUCAGCCGAGAUGUCUGGGCUCUGUAGCCGAGCCUGGAUGGGGACACACUGAGAGGGGCCGGGGGCAGGAGGCAUGAGAGGACGUGUUUUUUCUCUUCACUCCUUGCCACAAUGCCGACGUGUCAGACGCUCCCCGCUUUCUUUCAGUGUCUCUCCUCUGCAGCCCUGCUUCCAUUGCACAGAAAUAUCGACAUGAAAAAUGAAAAACCCUGCUAACGUGGAUGAUCUCACCUCUACUCUCCACUGUGGCAACAGUCAGCUGUACCGUCAGUGGACUCGAUUGACUGAAACUUGUAGUGUUGUUACGUGCAAUUUUUCCUUAGAGUGUGCUUUUAUUUUUUAGACAUGCAUUAUAUUCUACACAGAUUAGAUUUUAAAAAAAGAAUAUAUUUGUCCCUUGUGAAGAUAUCCUGUUUGACUGAGAGAAAUGAAGAUGUGUUAUUUGAGAUAUAACAGCUAAAAAAGAAAUAUUUCAGGCAGUGAGUGUUUAUUCUUCAUUGCUGGUUGCAAUAAAGUAACUUUAUAUUGUCAAUGUGGAGAAUAACAAUGCACUGUACUUUCCAAUGUAUCUGACAAAGGAAGCGUUUCAUACAGACAAAAUCCUUUCUACAUCACGCUGCUCUCACACAAACAUCCUGUUCCUGUUGGGAUUCAAGGUAGAGUUCAAAUUGUCUCUUCUAUGUUGUAGUUUUAUGUAGACACUCCACUCAGCACAACUAGCCGUUUGAUUGGACAGGGUCUAUUUGAAAAGCACUUGUGCUUUCUCUUUCGUUGCUGCACCAACCUUACAAGCCUUGUUACAUGUGGCUUCUGAAGAGGAGGAGAAGAAAGUCAACACGUCAGAGAGAGAGAGAGAGAAAGAAAGUCAGGAUGGAAGAAGGUGAGGGGGCUCAGACAUGCUAACAUUGACGGUGCAAUUUUGCUGUUUUCCGUGUCUGGGCUUCACUGAAUGUCAUCCAUUUAUUAGUCGCAUCCUCACUGACACACAGGCAUUAAUACGGUAG
Molecule: messenger RNA, 2191 nt
Organism: Cheilinus undulatus (humphead wrasse)
Lineage: Eukaryota; Metazoa; Chordata; Actinopteri; Labriformes; Labridae
Gene: c1ql1l2
Product: C1q-related factor
Exons: 2
Coding region: 228-1016 (262 amino acids)
Molecular function (GO): protein binding
Source: RefSeq, a predicted model, not a curated record